AUGUGUCAUAUACUUGGAACAAUCAACACUAUUCUUAGUGGUUCUGAAGAAUGGACAGGAUGCAUCUGGGCAGUUCAAUGGGAUUGUUGGAUCAGACAAGUUGACGAUGGUGUUCUUGGAUCCAACUGGCUGAACGAUGUUGUUCCAGAGAUGUUUAGCCACGUUGGCAUGUCCGAGUUUAGAGAAAUGGAAACAAUCUGGGGCGAACCAAUCCAAGUUGACAUCUCCAUCUGGUUUCAAUGGUGGAGUGACGAUUCCGUUGAAGAAGGGUUGGACGACGAAAGUGAAGUCAUCUGUUGA
Caenorhabditis remanei is the source of this 300-nucleotide messenger RNA. RefSeq lists its product as uncharacterized. Lineage: Eukaryota; Metazoa; Nematoda; Chromadorea; Rhabditida; Rhabditidae. The transcript is spliced from 2 exons. The coding region runs from base 1 to 300 and encodes 99 amino acids. The record is from RefSeq and is a predicted model, not a curated record.